AUGGCGACUCCGGCCAAAGUUACUAAAGCGGAGGGAAAAAAUAACCAUGAAAAUGCCGAUGAACAGGCUGAUAAAGAACAGCAGGAGGCAAUAGAGCAGAUAGAUGAAGUCCAAAAUGAAAUAGACCGGCUAAAUGAACAAGCUAGCGAAGAAAUUCUGAAAGUAGAACAGAAAUAUAAUAAACUACGUCAGCCAUAUUUUCAGAAACGAUCAGAACUAAUUGCUAAGAUUCCAAAUUUUUGGGUGACAGCUUUUGUCAAUCACCCACAAGUUUCUGCUCUUUUGAAUGAAGAAGAUGAAGAAGCCUUACAGUAUCUCACAAAGGUGGAGGUUCAAGAGUUUGAAGAUAUAAAGUCUGGCUACCGGAUAAACUUUUGUUUUGACAGCAAUAAUCCUUACUUUGAAAAUGAUGUAAUUUCCAAAGAAUUUCACCUCAAUGAUACGGGAGAGCCUUCAUCCAAAUCAACACCAAUCAAAUGGAAGCCAGGAAAAGACCUGACGAAAAAGUCCAGUCAACCAGGCAAAGGAGGCCGCAAGAGAAAUCAUGAGGAACAAGAAUCCUUCUUCUGUUGGUUCACUGACCAUGGUGAUGCUGGAGCUGAUGAAUUAGGGGAGGUGAUCAAGGAUGAUAUUUGGCCAAACCCUCUCCAAUAUUAUUUGGAUGUGGAUGACGACUUCAAUGAGGCAUCUGAAGUUGAAGAGGAAGAAGGUGGUGCUGGUGAAGAUGAAGAACUUGAUGAAGAGGGUCUUGAAGAUGAGGAAGGUGAAGAAGCUGAAGAUUUUGAUGAAGAAGAUGUCGGUGAGGAAGGUGAAGAAGCCUCUGUCUGUUGUAGUUUACAAGACAAAAGUAAUGUCUUAUCAUCUGUCAAAACAAUUUUUCCCCUAUUUUCUCUCUCUCUCUCUCUCUCUCUCUCUUUCUACCCCCACCCUUCUUGA
This is a messenger RNA of Acanthosepion pharaonis, 936 nucleotides long. NCBI's taxonomy places the organism in Eukaryota, Metazoa, Mollusca, Cephalopoda, Sepiida, Sepiidae. The record is from the annotation of a GenBank genome assembly.